AUGAAGGGGAGGUCCGAAGACCUUGAAAAUGCGGAGUUCUUUCCCAUGACCCGCCGAAGGUCCACGUCCGGCGCAUCUUCCCGCACUUCCACCGAUUCAGGCUUGUCCGUCGAUACGACCUACCUUGAGGAGAACAAACCGAACGCCUUCGCGAAUGGCGCCUCGGAAGCGGCUGACGAUACCGGAUACCGCGAUGUGGAGGAUGGGGAUCCUGAUGUCGAUGAGCCGUUCCUCCAUACCUCGUCUAAGAAGGCCACAUCGGGAAGCCGCACGCGUCAGAUAUUCUGGGCUUUGAUACUACUGUGCCUGGGAGGCUGGGUGCUGGCGUUGGUACUGUUUUUGACUCAAGGUCGCACGAGCUAUCAAACAGCGUCCGAUACUUUGAAGCAGCCUGAAUCGGAUUCGGGGAGCACCAGCGCCGGAAAGCCUGUGACGCUGGAACAAGUCCUUACAGGAGCAUGGAAUCCUCGGCAUCACGCCAUCUCGUGGAUUGCAGGCUCGAAUGGGGAAGAUGGGUUGUUAGUGCAGAAAGGAGAGGCUAAUAAAGAAGGCUAUCUACUGGUCGAUGAUAUUCGGGAUCAAGAAGGCGCUGAUGUUGACGGCCAGAAAAGUAAAGUCUUAAUGAAGAAUCCUAUUGUACGAGUCAACGGGAAUGCCGUGAUUCCUGUCUAUACGUGGCCUAGUCCGGACCUGAAAAAGGUGUUGCUCAUGUCAGACCACGAGACGAACUGGAGAUACUCAUACACCGGGAACUAUUGGAUCUUCGAUGUGGAUACUCAAACGGCUCAGCCAGUGGAUCCCAGUGUCCCAGACGGAAGACUGCAACUUGCACUUUGGUCCCCGAACUCGGAUGCUGUAGUGUUCGUCAGAGACAAUAACAUGUACUUGCGAAAGCUGUCUUCAGAAAGUGUUGUGCCCAUUACCAAAGACGGCGGCAAGGACCUUUUCUACGGAGUACCCGAUUGGGUAUACGAAGAAGAGGUUAUCACGCGGAAUAGUGUGACAUGGUGGUCGAACGAUGGGAAAUUCAUUGCUUUCCUUCGAACUAACGAGUCAGCCGUUCCUGAAUUCCCGGUCCAGUACUUCGUGUCAAGGCCAUCGGGGAAAAAACCCCCUCCAGGACUUGAGAACUAUCCUGAGGUUAGACAGAUCAAAUACCCUAAAGCUGGGUCUCCGAACCCUGUAGUCAAUUUACAGUUUUACGACGUCGAGAAAGACGAGGUGUUCCCUGUCGACGUACCUGAGGAUUUCCCCGAUGAUGACCGUAUCAUCAUAGAGGUGCUGUGGGCUUCUGAGGGAAAGGUCAUCGUUCGUGCCACAAACCGAGAGAGUGACGUGGUAAAGAUCUUCCUGAUUGAUACAAAUUCAAGAACAGGCAAGAUGGUUAGACUCGAAGAUAUCGCCGGUCUUGAUGGUGGCUGGGUCGAACCUUCGCAUUAUACCAAGUUUAUCCCAGCGGACCCCAGCAACGGACGACCACAUGAUGGUUAUAUCGACACUGUUAUUCAUGAUGGAUACAAUCAUCUAGCUUACUUUACGCCUCUGGACAAUCCUAAUCCCAUCAUGCUCACCACAGGUGAGUGGGAGGUUGUGGACGCACCAUCCGCUGUGGACUUGCGCAGAGGCAUCGUUUAUUUUGUGGCGGCAAAGGAGUCUCCGACACAACGCCACGUGUACCGCGUUCAGCUUGAUGGAUCAAAUUUUCUGCCCUUGACAGACACUUCAAAACCAAGCUUUUAUUCCGUGUCCUUCUCUAGCGGUGCCGGGUAUGCUUUGCUUAGCUACGAUGGGCCGUCGGUCCCAUGGCAGGCUAUCAUCAACACUGAAGGCGAUGGUAUUACAUUUGAGAAAACCAUUGAGGAGAACCCCGGAUUAACUAACAUGGUGCAAACAUAUGCUCUUCCGACCGAAGUCUACCAAAAUGUGACUAUUGAUGGCUUCACCCUUCAGCUCGUUGAGCGUCGCCCACCGCACUUCAAUCCAGCUAAGAGGUACCCCGUUGUCUUCCAGCUAUAUAAUGGUCCAGCCUCGCAGAGGGUGGAUCGCAAGUUCACGAUUGACUUUCAAUCUUAUAUUGCUUCAAACCUAGGUUAUAUUGUCGUGACUCUUGACGCGAGGGGUACAGGAUACAGCGGACGAAAAGUGAGGUGCGCAAUCCGCGGGAAUAUGGGACAUUACGAAGCGCAUGAUCAGAUCGCCACCGCGAAAAUGUGGGCUGCGAAGCCAUAUGUUGAUGAGACGCGAAUGGCAAUCUGGGGCUGGAGUUACGGUGGAUUCAUGACACUGAAGAUUCUCGAGCAAGAUGCAGGGGAAACAUUCCAAUAUGGGAUGGCUGUUGCUCCCGUCACUAACUGGAGAUUCUACGAUUCAAUAUACACAGAGCGAUAUAUGCAUACACCAGAACACAACCCCUACGGUUACGACAACUCGACCAUCACCGACAUGGCUGCACUUUCAAAUGCUGUGCGCUUUUUGCUUAUCCACGGCGCCUCAGACGACAACGUACAUAUCCAAAACACCCUAACAUUCCUCGACAAGCUGGACUUGUCCAAUGUACAGAACUAUGACAUGCAUUUCUACCCCGACUCCGAUCACUCCAUCUACUUCCAUAACGCGCAUUUCAUGAUAUACCAGCGUCUCUCAAACUGGCUUAUUAACGCAUUCAACGGGGAAUGGCACCAGAUCGCGCAUCCUGUCCCCGAAGAUUCAAUGUGGAAUAAAGCCAAACGGUCUUUACCGUUUUUCGCGCAUUAA
Messenger RNA from Aspergillus alliaceus, 2754 nucleotides. It is a transcript of the gene dapB, whose product is annotated as dipeptidyl aminopeptidase dapB. The transcript is spliced from 3 exons. The record is from RefSeq and is a predicted model, not a curated record. Gene Ontology annotation, biological process: proteolysis. Bases 1 to 2754 code for a protein of 917 amino acids. Lineage: Eukaryota; Fungi; Ascomycota; Eurotiomycetes; Eurotiales; Aspergillaceae. Gene Ontology annotation, molecular function: dipeptidyl-peptidase activity; serine-type peptidase activity.